UUUGUUGUAUUGCCUACUGGUUAUCACGCUUAACAAAAACCACGGCUUCUCCUGCUGAGCAAAAAGCGCGGCGACUCAAAUACCGGACCUAUAAAGAGAAAGUGCAACACUAACCAUAUGUUUCCUUUUUCAUCUCGUGCGUAAAAUUCGAUUUAAGAUCAUUUUUGAUAGUUCCAGACGGCGACCAUCUACGGACUGACAGUUGCGUAUCUGUGUCUCGGCUGCGUGUGACAAACAUAUCUAAUGUCCUGCGGUGACUCACAUUUCUAUGUUCUCAAGUAUAGUCGCGGAUAGCCUAUUUAAAGUAGACAUUACUUCUUGUUGAGGUGGCAGCUUGUUUACCUAGACGUGCUCAUGUUUGACUCUUUUAUGAAAUCCCGAGCCGAUGUUUAGGUCACUGGAAUAUCCCUUUAAAUAAUCAUCUUUACGGAUAAGAAAUUGUUAACUAUUUCUGUUGGUGUAAUAUUUGUUGGGGGAGAGCUUCAGCUGAUCUCUUCGGGGUGUGUGAGCUCCAAAUGCAUUCAUUGCUGGAUCGGAAGAAGAAAGAAGCCGGGGUUGGGAUCGAUCUGUCUCCGAGCUACUCGUUGCCCCAAGCUGCGAGGAUGUUCAGCUGUGUGGGCUGCUUUUGGGUCCUCCUGUCCUCUGCUCUGGUAGCUAUCUGUAGUUUCAGUUUUAUAUCUCCUGCGUGGAUUGUCAAGGACCAUCUGAAAAACAAGGACUCGGUGAGCUUCGGUUUACUUUGGCACUGCUCGGAGUCCCUGGACCAUAUGUACAGAUGCUACACCUUCGGAGGACUCGGAAAAUUCGCGGAGAUCCCGUCCAGCUCGUGGCAGACGAGUGCGGUGCUGUGUUCUGGAGGAUGUUCUCUCCUGGCAGUCAGCUCUCUGUUGGCCAUCAUCACCAUCUUCCUGCCCAGCGGAGGCUGUGAGAGGAGGAUCUGUACACUGGCUGGAUACAUGCAGAUGGCUGCGCUGUCCAUGGAGACCAUUGGCAUCGUCUACUUCUAUCGUUACUUCAUAGAGAAGAAUAGUUACUUGGAGAAAGUAGAGAAGAAUAGCUGCUACUUCUUCAACAGCUAA
Molecule: messenger RNA, 1079 nt
Organism: Coregonus clupeaformis (lake whitefish)
Lineage: Eukaryota; Metazoa; Chordata; Actinopteri; Salmoniformes; Salmonidae
Product: transmembrane protein 211
Exons: 4
Coding region: 516-1079 (187 amino acids)
Cellular component (GO): membrane
Source: RefSeq, a predicted model, not a curated record